This is a messenger RNA of Ochotona curzoniae (black-lipped pika), 312 nucleotides long. It is a transcript of the gene SMIM32, whose product is annotated as small integral membrane protein 32. The coding region runs from base 1 to 312 and encodes 103 amino acids. The transcript has a single exon. The record is from RefSeq and is a predicted model, not a curated record. Lineage: Eukaryota; Metazoa; Chordata; Mammalia; Lagomorpha; Ochotonidae.
AUGUACGGCGACCUGUUCAACGCCACUGGGAGCCCUGAGGCGGCGGUGGGCAGCGCGCUGGCCCCCGGAGCCACGGUUAAGGCAGAGGGCGCUUUGCCGCUGGAACUAGCCACAGCUCACGGUAUGCGGGACAGCACGGCCACCAAGCCCGACCUGCCUACCUACCUGCUGCUCUUCUUCCUGCUGUUGCUCUCCGUGGCUCUCGUCGUCCUCUUCAUCGGCUGUCAGCUGCGCCACUCGGCCUUUGCCGCUCUGCCCCACGACCGCUCGCUGCGCGACGCCCGCACACCCUGGAAAACGCGGCCAGUGUAG